AUGGCUCCUGGAAUGGGAAUUAAAGCUCCGGUCCCCAGGACACGAACGGGUUGCCUGACCUGCCGCAAACGCAAAGUCAAGUGUGAUGAGGCAAAGCCUAUUUGCGGACGUUGUCAACGUCUCCAGCGAGAAUGCACUUGGAGUGAUGAAUUACAAGUGAUUCCUCAUAAACGCCAAUUCAGCCCGGCAUCUGGGUCCUCAACGGAACAAAGCAAUCAGCUGAGCAACUUACUUUCCGGUCAGAACUUUGUGAUUGAGUUCCCCAAUCUUGAUCGCUCUACUAUCCCUUACAUGCACCACUUUAUCACGUUUUGCUGCCGCUUUCUCGCUUAUUCCAAUGAUAACGAGGGCAAUCCAUUCCAAGAAGAUCUCAUCCCCCUUGCAAGUUCAUCCCCCGCUUUGCUCCACUCUAUGACUGCUUUAGCUGCGGGUCAUCUAUCUCGCAGUCAGCCUCAACAUGUCAUUACUGCCGCCAAUCACUAUUCCAAGGCUCUCCGCGAAUUGAACUCAAGUCUCUCAGAUCCAGUCAUUGCCCGUGCCGAUUCUACCUUGGGAGCCUGCCUACUCCUAUGUGUGUACGAGAUAUGCCAAUCCGAAAGCUCUCUCUGGCUCGAACAUCUUCAAGGAGCACGAGACUUGAUUCUUUUCCGAGGUGGCCCAAAAACUAGCGAUUAUCUGACAAGAUUCUUCUCUCUGCUCGACAUAUCCGGGUCUCUCUCCUCCGGUGGCGGUCCCUUGAUUCAAGGCAAUUACUGGAUGGACGACACCUCAAGCCAAGAUCCUGGCCAAGGCCAGCCUCGACGUCGCUGGCCGUACUAUGAUGACGGCAAUGUCAUGACCAACCUUUUCCACGAGCUAAUGGUAUUCAUGGCUAAACUCUCACGCCUUUCAGCUUUCUCGAUGAGCGAUCUCGGCGUUCAACAGCCAGAAGAGAUAGCUGCUCAAGCCGCUGAAAUACACGAUGAGCUUUUGGUAUGGUGGCAACAAUGCCCUCCUGCUCUGCGAGAUCAAAGCAACGAUUGGAGGACCCAAGCACGCCCUCGCAAGUUAACAGUCCCCGAGACUCUCGAAGAAGAAGCAUUUUCCAGUACCAAAUCCUGCAAGGAUGGCUGCAUCAUUUACUUGAAUCACAUUCUCGACCCUCUGGGCGGUCAACCCCAGAAACAAGAAGUUAUUGAGGCGAUUGCAGACAUUCUGGAAAUCGCGAAAGAGAUGCCAAGAGGGUAUGGCUUGGAGAUGGGAUUGUAUUGGGGGCUGUUCAUGGCUGGCAUUGCUAUUUUUAAUGACCCGGCUGCUGAAGAAUUAAUCCGGUCAAAGUUGAAGGCGGAUACAAAUUCUAAUAUUUACCAUGCUGAUCGCGCUCUCGACCUACUCGAAGUAUUGUGGAAACGACAGCACCAGUAUAGUAGGAAGUACGACUGGAGACAAGUUCAGGUCCAAAUGGGCAUCCACAUAUUCAUCCUAGCAUGA
Molecule: messenger RNA, 1470 nt
Organism: Cadophora gregata
Lineage: Eukaryota; Fungi; Ascomycota; Leotiomycetes; Helotiales; Ploettnerulaceae
Exons: 5
Coding region: 1-1470 (489 amino acids)
Biological process (GO): positive regulation of transcription by RNA polymerase II
Cellular component (GO): nucleus
Molecular function (GO): transcription cis-regulatory region binding; zinc ion binding; DNA-binding transcription factor activity, RNA polymerase II-specific
Source: RefSeq, a predicted model, not a curated record